Molecule: messenger RNA, 1313 nt
Organism: Cebus imitator (Panamanian white-faced capuchin)
Lineage: Eukaryota; Metazoa; Chordata; Mammalia; Primates; Cebidae
Product: basic proline-rich protein
Exons: 5
Coding region: 1-1254 (417 amino acids)
Source: RefSeq, a predicted model, not a curated record
AUGUCUGCUUGCCCCUCCCUGCGCCACCGUGCCCGCGGUCACCGUGGCCCUUCCCCGACCCCACCCAGGGCCCGGACUCACGGCAGCCCCUCUGCGCCCUCCCCCGGGUUGUCCCGCGCUCGGAGCGUCGAUCCCGGGACCCCCGCACGUGGGCAUCAGGCCCGGAAGGCGCGUCCCGCAGCCGCAGGGGGGGCUGGCGGCCCGGCUUCGGCCGGUGAGCUCCCCCCGCUCCGCCCCCCACUCUGCUUCCCGCACCCCAGUUCCAGCUUCCAGCCUCGGCCGCGACUCCCGGUCGGCCGUUCCGGGCGCCCACCGGCCCGCGCGUCCCGGGAGCGCCGCAGGCACGAGACGAGCGGAGCCAAGAGCCCCCGGGCGGCCCUUCCGGACCCGCGGCCGCCCCCGGGAGCGCCUCCCCCUGGCGGGCCCGCGGGGAGCCCGGGCACGGCGACGUGGCUGACCCACAAAGCCCCCGGCCCGGCGGUCAGGCCUGGGCGCGCGCGGCGCGGGGCGGGCCGGGGGUGUCGGGUGUCACCCCCAGCGCACACCUCGGCCGAGGGGCGGGGGAGCGAACCACUGAGAUGCGGAGACCUCCCCGGUCCUAGAGCGGAGCAGGAAGUGUCCCAGGGGAGGGAGCCCGAGGGCUCCGGCCUUUCCUUCCCGCGGCGUCCGGCGGGCUCCGGCGGCGAACGGCCUGCGCGCCCGCCAACAGGGACGCGCGGCGGCGGCGCCUCCAUCUGCCCCCGAGCCGAGCGCGGCUUUCCGGAUGAGCGAGAGACGCGGUGUGGACGCGCCGGGAGAGGAGCCGGGCGCCGGCGGAGACCCCGCCUCAGCAAGUCCGCCCGGCAGGGCGCGCGGGGAGGAUGCGGAGGGCUGCGCUGGACUUCCGCCGCCGCGGGGGGGCUUUCGGCCGGGCGCCGCGAGGGAGCCGGAGGCUGUGAGGCGUCUCCUCCGGCCUCCCACGCGCCAGGUGCCGCGGUGACAAAGACGGACGCGGCCGUCUGGUCGGAGACGACCCGAGCGGGAGCUGGCGGCCGGGCGGGCGCCGGUGCGCGGGGGGCGGCGCGAGCGGUCCCGGGCGCCGCAGCUCUAUUUGUAAAGGUCUUAAGAGCAAGUACAGUGACUUCAGCUUCAAACCUUCAAGAUAGUGGCCUGCUUGCCCUGCCCAUCUCGGGUCUCUCCAGGAGGACCCAGCCACUCAAGAAACGACCGCAGGAGACCAGAACACUGAAGCCAGUGAUUUCUGUUUGGAAAUAGGGUCGUCUUCUGCCGCUGACCCCCAUCAAAUCCCAUCAUGCCCACAGCCCUGUGCCCCC